This is a messenger RNA of Saitoella complicata NRRL Y-17804, 1050 nucleotides long. RefSeq names its product Zinc/iron permease. Gene Ontology annotation, biological process: zinc ion transmembrane transport. The annotation marks the transcript as partial. NCBI's taxonomy places the organism in Eukaryota, Fungi, Ascomycota, Saitoellomycetes, Saitoellales, Saitoellaceae. Gene Ontology annotation, cellular component: plasma membrane. Gene Ontology annotation, molecular function: zinc ion transmembrane transporter activity. The record is from RefSeq and is a predicted model, not a curated record. The transcript has a single exon.
AGUGCGAGUAGUGGGGUUACGUGUCACUACCACGCAGGCGUGGAGCACUGUACCGGUUCCGCAGCCACCGAAGCGACUUGUGACGGUUCCACCCGCGCCUACAACAUCCCUCUCCGGAUUGGUGCAUUAUUCAUCAUCCUCGCCACCUCCGGCAUCGCAGUCUUCUUCCCCGUCAUUCUCCGGCGUUUCACGAAGAUGACGACAGGUGGUAUCCUCUUCGUCGUCAUCAAGCAGUUUGGGACUGGUGUUAUUAUCUCUACUGCGCUCAUCCAUUUGUUGACGCAUGCGCAGAUGAUGUUCGCUAGUCCUUGUGUGGGUGAGUUGGGGUAUGAGGGGACUGCGACUUCGAUCGUCAUGGCUGGUAUCUUUAUUGCGUUUAUUGUCGAGUACCUCGGUUACCGCUUCGUCGAGUCUCGCCGCCACGCGCACUCCCGUUCUGCCUCCCUGACUCCCUCAGAUGUCUCCCCCAGUGCUACCGCCAUCGAAAAGGGUCCCAACAACGUCGCCUCACACCCCGUCCACGGCGCCCACGGUGUCCCCGACGAAGCCCACGCCGAGCCCGAAAGCGUCACCAAACUCAGCGUCGCCGUCAUGGAAGCCGGUAUCGUCUUCCACUCCAUCCUCAUCGGUCUCACCCUCGUCGUGGCCGGAGACGACGGUUUCGCGCCUCUCUUCGUCGUCGUUAUCUUUCACCAGAUGUUCGAGGGUCUCGCACUCGGUGCUAGGAUUGCGGAGAUGCAGGCUACGAUUUCGUAUGUUUACCGGUUUACACUUUGUUUGAUUUACUCGCUCAUCACGCCUAUUGGGUGUGCGAUUGGUAUUGGAGUGUUGGAUAAGUUCAACGGGAAUGAUAAGGGCACCCUGAUCACUCUUGGUACGUUGGAUGCGUUGAGUGCGGGUGUAUUGUUGUACGUUGGGUUGGUGGAGUUGUUGGCGCAUGAUUGGCUAGCCGGUAGACUGAAGAAGGCUGGCAUUGUUGAGACUGGUAUUGCAUUGGUGAGUCUGAUGGCCGGUAUGGCGGUCAUGAGCUUGCUUGGCAAAUGGGCGUAA